GAACAAUCACUACAUUCAUGCUACGAUUACCUGCAGCUCUUCCAAAGAGUGCUCAGCAAGUUAAGCGGACUAUAAGACCACUUGGUCUUCUGGUCAAAAGAGCCUCUUUCCACACAGAACCUAAACCAGACGUAGUACCUGCUGUCGACACAAGUCCAAGGUCUCCUAGCACCUUUAAAGACAUGCUUGGAAUCAACAAGCCGAAUCCAGAUCUCGAAACAACGUUUUACCAGCGAGAGUUACCCGCCAAUCUUGUUCGUCUUGCUUCUCCUGAAGGAAAACAGCUUUUUAGAGAUGCCAUGGAAAACGGACAGGCAGAAGGCUUCUUUCCUUUAAGCGGAAAUUAUACCACUCAAUCAGAGCCAUCAUAUUGUGGACCAAGUUCAUUGGCCAUGGUGUUAAAUGCAUUAGAAGUAGACCCUAAGCGCCGUUGGAAAGGUGUUUGGAGAUGGUAUUCAGACGAACUUCUGGACUGUUGUGCGACCCAAGAAGAUAUGAAGAAGAAUGGUAUCACGUUCAACGAGUUUGCAUGUCUGGCAAAGUGCCAUUGUGACGUGGUAGUUAAACGUGCUUCGGAAAUCACUCUGGAGGAGUUCAAACAAGAUGUAGAGAGUGUUACUUCACGCUCUGACCAAUUUAUGGUAAUCUCUUUCUGCAGAAAGACCCUUGGUCAAACAGGUGAUGGCCAUUUUUCACCUAUCGCAGCCUAUAACUCAGAAGAAGAGAUGGUACUUGUGUUGGACACUGCACGGUUCAAGUAUCCCAGUUUCUGGUGUCCUCUUGAGACCUUGUACGAAUCGAUGAAGCCAAUUGAUAAGGAAACCGGGCGUCCUCGUGGAUAUUUCUUGCUGAGUUACGAUUUUGAUAACCCACCCAUCAGUCUCUGCAAGGGUAAUCGUAAUAAAGACCAGAACAAAGUAUUACCGAACAAAGAAAAUAAUACCAAAGACACCAACAACACCAACACCAACGAUAACAACAACAGCAAUAAAAAAGAAACCAAAGAUCAAUAUACAAUGACCGAAGAAUCUAUUCAACCCGCUAAACUCAACUGGUCCACCCUGGCUCAGAGCUUUUGCAAGCGUAUCCCUGAGAACAUGUGGUUGGAGAAACCUCGAACGCUUGAGCAUGUAGUUCAAUUGGUUAUGCGUAAUGUUCCUCCCGAGUACACUGCUAUGCUUGUUAAUCAGUCCAGGGCCUCUAACUCUCAGUCACCUGAGAAAGCAGAAGAAUACAUAGACUGUCUUAUGAAGGAUACCUCACACUCUCCUCUUUACCCCACAGUUUUCCAUUCGCUAUAUCCUGAAAAGAAGUAUAGUCCAGAUGAACCAGCAGAUACAAAGGCUGUAUUUGCUACUUUGUUUGUGCUUGGAUCACCUCGAAUGCUCUACACAUCCUUACCACGUGACCUCCAAGAGAGACUUGAACAAUGUCGCAAUGAUGAUUCGAUGUCUAGUGUUGUGAAGCGUGAGGUUGACAGAAUUUCGGUUGAGGUCAGCGAACUUACAAAGACAUUUUGUACUUGUGGUCCUGGCUGGGCAGACCAAACUUCAGAUUCAAAACCAUGUUAAUGAGAUCAAGAAAAAGAAAACAAUUAUUCCCCUCCCCUCUUCUCCCCUUCCCUUCCUUUAUUAUUAUUUCCUUCCAAACCACACCACACCAGGAUAUAGAAUUUUGGAUUUUUUUGAAGUUUUUAUUUAUUUAUAUUUAAAUAUUUUAUUAUCACAUAAACAUUUUACUUUACUUUACC
Messenger RNA from Phycomyces blakesleeanus NRRL 1555(-), 1750 nucleotides. RefSeq lists its product as hypothetical. Bases 18 to 1571 code for a protein of 517 amino acids. The record is from RefSeq and is a predicted model, not a curated record. The transcript is spliced from 3 exons. NCBI's taxonomy places the organism in Eukaryota, Fungi, Mucoromycota, Mucoromycetes, Mucorales, Phycomycetaceae. Gene Ontology annotation, biological process: response to metal ion; cellular detoxification of cadmium ion; detoxification of copper ion. Gene Ontology annotation, molecular function: glutathione gamma-glutamylcysteinyltransferase activity; metal ion binding.